UCUUCACUGCGCGCCUGCGAAUCUCUCUAUUGCCCAAAUUCUGAUCCGAAUUCGUUUGCCUCUCUUUGCUCUUCGGCCUUAACAUCGGACUUCGCUGCUACUUGUGACCUCAUCUUCUCGCCCUCGCUGUCUUUCUCCGCAGCUAAUAUAUUCUCGUAUUCUGGCUUUUUCUUCCAUUCUGGUCCCCAUCUUUGGGUCCCAGCUUAUGUUCCGCAGUGGUGCAACAGUACGAGUAUGAGUCCGCAAUAUUCAGUGAAUUAGUUUGAUUCUGCUAGUUGCAUAGUGAUUUCACUGAUCCGUUUCAAAGUCCAAAAACAGUUUUCAGAUUCUUGUCUAUCCUAAUUUCUUGGCAACCAAGCAAGUUAUUGAAGUUCGUUUGCAUUUCAUCAAAGGAUCGUUGAUUUUGUAUCCCUUCAUCAAUGGAAACCACAGGGAACUCAGAAUCCUCCGUUCCAUAUGAUACUCCAAAAUUAGCUGGAACUGUUAACUGGGGUACAGCAACGGUUGUUGGAAUAUUUGCCGGCAUGUUGUAUGGAGGCAGCAAGGAGGCAUCUGCUUCUGUUAGCAAGGAUGCAGAAGUGAUGUUGAAGCUUGGGAGCACUCCAGAUAAACGUGAGCAAUAUCGGUUGAUGAGAGAUGCAAUGGAGAAGCGAUUUAUUCGAGUUACUAAGGGAUCAAUAAUUGGUGGAGUACGCCUUGGGAUGUUCACUGCUGCAUUUUAUGGUCUACAGAAUCUGUUAGCAGAAAAGCGGGGUGUUCAUGAUGUUUUUAAUGUUGCUGGAGCUGGAUCAGCCACUGCAGCGACAUUUGGUUUGAUCAUGCCAGGAUCACUUGUUUGGCGUGCAAGGAAUGUGGCAUUAGGAUCCGUUCUGGGAGCAGCAUUCUGUUUUCCUCUCGGUUGGUUACAUCUGAAGCUUGUAGAAAAAGCUAAUGAAGGGAACCCUGUUUCUUCACAUCCAGAAUUAGAUCGAAGGGAAGAAGUAAAGAGCGGGAUUAGUGCAGCAAUUGAGAGACUUGAAGAGAAUUAA
Neltuma alba is the source of this 1028-nucleotide messenger RNA. RefSeq lists its product as uncharacterized. Bases 420 to 1028 code for a protein of 202 amino acids. Gene Ontology annotation, cellular component: mitochondrion. The record is from RefSeq and is a predicted model, not a curated record. Gene Ontology annotation, biological process: mitochondrial respiratory chain complex I assembly. The transcript has 6 exons. Lineage: Eukaryota; Viridiplantae; Streptophyta; Magnoliopsida; Fabales; Fabaceae.